Messenger RNA from Amaranthus tricolor (Joseph's coat), 1052 nucleotides. RefSeq lists its product as uncharacterized. Gene Ontology annotation, molecular function: acylphosphatase activity. Bases 106 to 768 code for a protein of 220 amino acids. NCBI's taxonomy places the organism in Eukaryota, Viridiplantae, Streptophyta, Magnoliopsida, Caryophyllales, Amaranthaceae. The transcript has 2 exons. The record is from RefSeq and is a predicted model, not a curated record.
UUCAAAAAGUUCGAGACUUCUCCAAGGUCAAAAUCAAAAACAGCAACCUCCCAGUUCCCACUCAACAAUCCACAAAUCACCCUAAUUUAUUUGCUGAUAAAUCAUAUGGCUAGAACAUUUACAUUGCCAUUCUCACUACCACAAUCCCAGAAUCUGAAUCAAAUUCUGAGCACCCAAUUCAAUCAAAAAAGCAUAAUUAAUUUGUUAUGGACCCGAAAAUUCAGCCCAAUUUUUCAUAAUUCGAAUUCUAUAAAUAGAAACAAUAAUGUAUUCUUACAUGUUAGAAGAAUCCCCAGUUUUUGUGCUUCUUCAUUGCCUUCUUGUUCUUAUAGUAAUCUUCCUAUUUGCUCGAGUAGCAAUUGUAUUUGUUUUUCUUCUGUUUCUUUACUUCCUUUGUGCCGAUCUCGUUUAUCUUUUAUUGGGCUCUCAGUGAUGUCUCAAAGGGGUGAAGAUGGUUCAAUUUCUCCUCAAGAUUCAGCCAAAACUGUACGAAAUUUUACUAUAAGAUGCGUGAUAAAGGGGAGGGUUCAAGGAGUAUUCUACAGGAACUGGACAAUUGAAAACGCAAGUCAGUUGGGUUUGAAGGGUUGGGUGCGAAAUAGGCGAGAUGGGUCUGUGGAAGCGCUAUUUUCAGGUAAGGCUGAGACCGUAGAUGAGAUGCUGCAACGUUGUCGUCGGGGCCCUCCAGAUGCUAUGGUGACUGCUUUGGAAGCUAAUCCUUCUAAUGAGGAUCCUGGGACAGGUUUUGAACGCAAACCCACUGUAUGAGCUUCUAUCUAGUAUCUACUUUUAUGGAUUACGGUUUAGCAAUAAUCCUAGAGUGUUUGUUCUUCGUCUGCUCAUGUAGGCUUGUAUUAUGCUAGUUUGGGAAAUAAUACCUUGCUCUCUUGUAACUUUUGUAUCUCUUACAAAUACUACUGAAACAAUUUCAUAUGAAAAAUAAAACUAAAUAAUUUCAGGUGUAAUGUUGUUGAGUUCACUCAUCAAUGAUCAUGAUAAGGUAUCGGAAUAGGUCUAUGCACAUACUUUACUGUCCUGCCUUACGAAUAUUA